Symbiodinium natans is the source of this 4452-nucleotide messenger RNA. NCBI's taxonomy places the organism in Eukaryota, Dinophyceae, Suessiales, Symbiodiniaceae. The record is from the annotation of a GenBank genome assembly.
AUGCACAAUCCGUUGAGAUCCGAAACAUCUACGAAGCUCAAGGAACUCGUGGAGAAGGGCCUCCAGGAACAUCUGGGAUCGGAAGCUGCGCGAGGUGUUGAAAGUUUUCAGACAUGCCGGCAGAAGAUUGCCAAGAUGGUCAACUCAAACACCUUCGAGUACGCGGCUGGCAUGGUCAUCUUGGCCAACAUGAUUGUCAUCGGCAUAGAGGCACAAGAAUCUCUCAACCUGGACCAGCUGGAAUUCGCUGAGUACACGUGGCCUUGGUUCGCGGAAAGGCUUUUCCUUCUCAUUUACAGUGUCGAGAUCGUUCUCAGAAUCAUCGCGGGAGGUUGCGCUGCUCUUAAGGACCCGUGGUUUCUGAUGGAUUUCACUCUUGUUUGUAUCGGCUGGGCGGCUCUCCUCUUUUUGCCGCUGGCAGGUGUCGAUGCCCUGGCGGCGGAGAAGCUCCUCAUCGUCCGUGGUCUCCGACUACUGCGCCUAGUAAGGGCCCUGCGGAUGAUCAACCAUUUCAAGGUGAUCUGGCGACUGGUCUACGGUCUUCUGACAGCUGGGCAGACGAUUGCUUCAACCACCAUCUUGAUCUUGGUCAGCUUGUUUGUUUGUUCUUGCGUUGCCGUGGAGUUGAUCGGUAAAGACAAUGAUCUGCUCAGCGAUUCGACGACGGGCCCGAUUGUGAACAUGCACUUCCGUGGCAUCGACCGGUCGCUGAUCACAUUGAUGCAGUUCGUAACUCUCGACUCAGUAGCCAGCAUUUACUUUCCUUUGAUCAUGCUCAAACCCUACCUCUCCCUGUUCUUCUUGGGCUUGAUUGUAGUGGUCUCUAUCGGCCUGAUGAACCUCGUGACUGCAGCAGUUUUGGAGAAUGCCAUGCAAGCUGCGGUUCAAGAUGCCGAAGCAGAGAAGAACGAAAUGAUGAACACGGUCAAGGAAGCCAUUCCAGAACUUCUGAAGAUCUUUCAGAGCAUCGACAAGGACAACAGUGGCAUCUUAACGCGCGACGAGGUUUUGUCGGUUGGCGUUGAUAUUAUUCCACAGAAGUUCCUUCAAACGGUACACGUCGGCAGUUUCAUCGAGCUCUUUGAUUAUCUCGACGUGGACCAAACCGCGGAGCAUCUUGGCUCAUGGCUUUACUUGCCUGCCGUCUUCGCCUCAGGCUCGCUUUGCCUCAAGCCGCACAGCAAGUCGAUGCUCAUUCCGACGAACUUUGCUGAAGACAGCACGCAGCAGGGCUUCUCCUCCACAAUCUGGGAAAAGGGCCAUUUGGCUCGCACGUUUGACAUGUCGAUGUCGGAAGGCCUUGUGCGCGUCUCUUUCGACCGAUUCUGUGUACUGAGCGAAGAAAUGUCGGAUGAGCGCCGCUGGGGCGCGGUUUCCGCCGCGGUUUCCGCCGCGGGCCUGGCAGCCUUGGCUGAGAAGCGCCGGGCUCGCGCAGCUCGAGCCGACCCAGCGCUGGCCGUCGUGGAGAGACCUCCGCUGGACAAUCGCGAGUACAAGCCAAUCACGUUGCAGAAUGGGCUUCGCGUGCUGGUCUGCUCCGAUCGAGCGGCCGACCGUGCAGCUGCAGCACUCGACGUUCACGUCGGCUACUUCAACGAUCCGCCGGAGGUGCAAGGGCUAGCACAUUUCUGCGAGCACAUGCUCUUCCUCGGGACGGAACAGUAUCCAGACGAGAGCAGUUUCGAUGCGUAUCUGACUGCGAACAGUGGCUCUUCGAAUGCCUUCACGGAGGCAGAGGACACCUGCUUCUUCUUCAGCUGCAGUACGGCUGGCUUGCGGUCUGCCCUGGAGCGCUUCGGGACCUUUUUUCAGAACCCCCUCUUCACAAGCAGCGCAACCGAGAGGGAGGUCAACGCUAUCAACAGUGAGCACUUGAAGAACGUUCCUAGCGACGUUUAUCGCAUGGGACAGGUCUUGAACAGUCGCGCCAAUCCUGCGCACCCGUAUCACCAAUUUGGGACGGGAAACAUCAAGACCCUGCUGGAAGACACUGCUUCCAGAGGAAUUGACCUUCGAGCCGAACUUGUACGGUACUACCGGCGCUACUACAGAGCGCCGCUUAUGACGCUUUGCAUUCUGGGCGACGAGCCCCCUGAUGUGCUUGCACGAUAUGCUGAGCAGUUCUUUGGCAAGGUUCCUGGCCUUGCGGAAGGCGAGAAACUUGAUCCGGCCGCUGCCUACGCGGAUCAGCCACUUUUCUUGCCCGAAGCCUUCAAACAAGGAGUUGAAGCCGUCCCGGUUGCUGACGCUCGUGAGCUACAGGUGGUGUUCCCGGUGCCGUUUGCACCAGGCACCAGGAUAGUUGCAGCCGAAGAGGCACCAGACAGCCCCGUGCGCGGCAGCAUGACGGUGGAUAGCUGGCGCUGGUACAGUCCGACUUCCCAUGUUGGUUCUGUGCUGGGCCACGAGGGCCCGCGCAGCCUCUGUGCACUCCUUAGGAGACGAGGCUGGAUCACAGCUCUCGAAGUUGGCAGCGCAGACGACACCAGCACCUUCGCGGUGGUGGUGGUCUCCAUGGAGCUCACCGAGGAGGGCCUGACUCACAAGGACCAGAUCUUGGAGCUGCUCUUUGGUUAUGUUAACUAUCUGCGGAGCUUGUCGGUGUGGCCGCAGGAGCUCCUGUCCGAAAAUUUACAGCUCUCUGAUGCUGGCUGGGCAAGCCGGGAGAAGGAGGGCCCCAUGGACUCGGCAGUCCGGCUGGUGGGCAACAUGCAGGAUUGGGCAUUUCCACGAGACUACGUCCGGGGAAACAACCGACUUCGUAACGGCCCGGGAUUGGAAGGCACUGUGGACGCAUUGCUGCAGUUCCUACGCGCAGACAAUGCCAUCAUCACAGUGGUUUCUCGCAACUUUGAGGCUGAGGGAAAUGAGACAGAACCAUGGUAUGGCACACGCUUUCGUCGGCGACAGCUAUCGCAGCAGCCGCGCUGGCUGCGCGUAUCUGCAGCUCCAGGCUUAGGCUUGCCAGAUCCCAAUCCGUUCUUGCCGCGUAGCCUGGAGCUGAAGGCGCCCAGGGCAGAGCCAUCCUCCAAGAAUGCGGUCGUUCUACCCGAGUACAAGAUUGAUAAAGUCUGGGAGGCUUUCUUUACGCCAGAUAUGGAGUAUGGGGUGCCGAAAGCCUACGCCUUCAUCGAGCUGCGGACAAAGUUGCCGCGGAGCAGCCCUCGUGCUGCAGUUUGUGCACGGAUCUACGAGUCCAUGUUUGAGCAAGCCUUGCAGGAAACGCUGCUCUACGACGCGGACGUGGCAGGACUUGCCUUCAACUUUACCACCUCCAUGCGUGGAGUCGAGCUUUUCUUCGGCGGCUUCGACGACCGCCUGGCGGAUUUUGCAUCGGCGGCGCUGGGAGCGCUCCUGGCCUUUGACCCGACCGAUGCUCGAGGCUUCCGUGCGCAGGCAGACCUGCUCCAACGAGAGCUGGAGUCUUUUGCGACACAGGCACCAUCCAGCCAAGCUGCCUACUGGACAGGCCUAGCAACCGUGGUUGACGAGAUUUCGUUCAAGGAGCUUGAAGCAGCGCUUGCAGAAGUGACGGCGCGAGAUGUGGCAGCCUUCGCUUCGGCGCUCUGGGCUUCUCCAGUGGUGGGCAUCUCGCUCUGCGAGGGCAACCUGCGGCAAAGCGAGGCAGAUAGCUUGAUCUCCAACGUGAGGAAGUCCCUAAAGUCGGAGAACUUCAUAGCCGUGCCGGUGUCUGAGUGGCCAACGCCGCGGGUUGCCAAAGUGCCUGCAAACAGCUUCGGCCCCGGUGUGGUCCUGGUCAACCAGAUCAUGGACCCAGCGGAGGAGAACUCUGCUGUGGAACUCAGCUUCCAAGCCGGCAGCACUCGUAGUGGGUCUGCUGAAGAUCUACAAUACCUCUCCGAGCUGCAGGUCCUGACAUCAGUCCUAAGCGACGAGUUCUACGAAGAGUUGCGCACACGCCAGCAGUUGGGAUACGUCGUCAACUGCCGUUUGGACCGGGGAGAGGGGGCCUUCCGGAUUGUUUUCCUGGUGCAGGGGGCCGUGCUGCGUCCUGUGCAGGUUCUGGACAGGAUUGACAUGUUCAUUGAGGGCGCGAUGAGCCUCAUCGACGCCAAAUCUGACAAGGAGAUAGCUGCACUUGCAGAUGCGCUGGCCCAGGCCAGACUCGUGCGCCCGCAGCAGCUUGCGGAAGCGAGCCAGCGGCGAUGGGGCGAGAUCCGCAGUCGAGCUUUUCGCUGGCAGCGGCGCCUGGAGGAGGCGUUGGCGCUCAAAGCCGUGAAGAAGCAAGAUGUGAAGGAGGCAUUCCGACGUUGGCUGGCCCCAGGCGGUUCCGAGCGCCGACGUUUGGUCUCAUUCUGUGGGCCUGCCCAAGCGCUUCAGACUCUUGCUGCGGAGCUGGAGGGCAAAGGUGCCCAGGUCGUUACGGAUCCGCAAAACUUUGCGCGCCAGCAGCCGCAAUGGCCGGCCUUGCCUGUGAGCGACAAAGCGUGA